This is a messenger RNA of Aedes albopictus (Asian tiger mosquito), 521 nucleotides long. RefSeq lists its product as uncharacterized. The coding region runs from base 55 to 471 and encodes 138 amino acids. The transcript is spliced from 2 exons. NCBI's taxonomy places the organism in Eukaryota, Metazoa, Arthropoda, Insecta, Diptera, Culicidae. The record is from RefSeq and is a predicted model, not a curated record.
GCCACCUCUAGAUUCAGUCCUUUCCGAGAGUUGCUUCAGAAAAGUUCGAAAAAAAUGACGAACUUUGUGUUGUUCUUUGUAUUACUGGUGUCCACUUUCUGCGGGGUCCGAAGUUUGGAGUGCUAUAGUUGCGAUUCCGAUCUGAUGGAUGCCGAUUGCGACAGUAUCAAUACUCUGCAGAAGCGGGCCUGCCCGGAAGUGUCCGAUUCUAGCUUGGUGUCGCUAACCUGCGGUUAUAAGCGUGUUCAAGUUGGCAACCUGACGGACCGAAUCUUCCGUGGAUGCAUGGUCGCUGGCGAGUGCUACCUGCUCAACCGACAAGCCGAGCUGACUUCGAAGUAUCGCAUGGUGUCCUGCGUGGAAUGCAACUCGGAUCACUGUAAUACGAUGAGAAGCGGUGCUGGUCGACAGACAGCUGGAAGUAUUCUGCUGCUACUUUUAGUGGCUAUUUUUAAGAGUUUUGCAAUGUGAUCAAAGUAGACAUAGACCCGAAGUAGACAACAAAGUAGUUUCUUAUGACA